Messenger RNA from Eruca vesicaria subsp. sativa (arugula), 1449 nucleotides. Lineage: Eukaryota; Viridiplantae; Streptophyta; Magnoliopsida; Brassicales; Brassicaceae. The record is from the annotation of a GenBank genome assembly.
GAGCCUCCUCCAGUCACCGUCUACUUCCCCUCCGUCACGCCACGUUCCUUAGGGUUUCUUUCCCACGGGGUCAUUCAGAUUUGGAAUCCACUCACUUUGAUCCCUUUAGAGCUUCUCCAAAGUGAUUGAUCACGCGAAAGUGCAAAGAUGUCUGUGACAGCAGGAGUGAGUGAAGCCGCACUUGCCACACGUGCCAAACUACGAGGCGGCAUUGGACAGACCAAAGUGAAAAGAUACUGGCCUGGUAAAGCUCCCGAAUGGGCCGAUGAAGCCGAGGAAGAUGAGGAUGUUAGAAUGCACAAGGUCGACGCUUUGGAUCGAAAGAAUGAUGAUUAUUCAGGUGUUGCUAUAAAAGACGAUCCAAGACUACGUCGUUUAGCUCAGACAAGAGGUGAGAAUCGUGAAGAAGUCAGAGCUGAUCAUCGACGUGUAAGACAAGCUGAGAUUGUAUCCAUUGAAGAGGAGGAAUUAAGGAAUAAUCAAGAAGAGGAAGAAGAAGAUGAAGAUGCGUUGGAAGAAAGAAGGAGAAGGAUUAGGGAAAAGAAUCUCAAGAGAGCUCAAGAGGAGGCUCCUGUGGAGGAGGAAGAAGACGAGUUGGAGGAUGAGGAGGAUGAGGAGGAAGAUGAGUCUGAGUACGAGACUGAUUCUGAAGACGAUAUGCAUGGUGGUAUUGCAAUGAUCAAACCUGUUUUCGUACCGAAAGCUGAGAGGGAUACUGUUGCGGAGCGUGAGAGGCUUGAAGCAGAAGAGCAAGCUUUGGAGGAGUUGGCAAAGAGGAAGCUCGAGAUGAGGAAGAUAGAGACGAAGCAGAUAGUUGUUGAGGAAGUUAGGAAAGACGAGGAGAUACGUAAGAACAUGUUAUUACAAGAAGCAAACGUUGGAGAUGUUGAAACCGAUGACGAGAUCAACGAAGCUGAGGAGUACGAAGUGUGGAAGACGAGGGAGAUCGCUAGGAUCAAGAGAGAGCGUGAUGCGAAGGAAGCUAUGUUGAGAGAGAGGGAGGAGGUAGAGAAGCUGAGGAACAUGACGGAGCAGGAGAGGAGAGAGUGGGAGAGGAAGAAUCCGAAAGCUUCUUCGACUCAACCGAAGAAGAAAUGGAACUUUAUGCAGAAGUAUUAUCAUAAGGGUGCUUUCUUCCAAGCGGAUCCUGAUGAUGAGGCGGGAUCUGUGGGGACUGAUGGUAUAUUUCAACGUGACUUCUCUGAACCAACGGGUGAAGAUAGGUUGGAUAAAUCGAUAUUGCCGAAAGUUAUGCAAGUCAAGCACUUUGGUCGUAGUGGGAGAACUAAAUGGACUCACCUUGUCAAUGAGGAUACAACAGAUUGGAGUAACCCGUGGACUUCUAAUGAUCCUCUACGAGAGAAAUACAACAAGAAAAUGGCAGGAAUGAAUGCUCCUAUUGAGAAACCAAAGGGGAGCAAGAAGAUGAAAGAUUGGGAGAAGAAAUAA